GUAAACACAGCCAUGCAUGAGGCCAAACUGAUGGAGGAAUGCGAUAAGUUAGUGGACAUCAUCCGCCAGCGCAAGCAAGUGAUCGCUGUCAAGAUCAAAGAGACGAAGGUGAUGAAGCUGAGGAAGCUAGCCCAGCAGGUAGCCAACUGCCGGCAGUGCCUGGAACGGUCCACGGUCCUCAUCAACCAAGCUGAACAUAUCUUGAAAGAGAGCGAUCAUGCACGGUUCCUGCAAACAGCGAAGAAUGUGGCAGAAAGGGUUGCCAUGGCAACUGCAUCCUCUCAAGUUUUGAUCCCCGAUAUCAAUUUUAACGAUGCCUUUGAAAACUUUGCUUUAGAUUUUUCCAGAGAGAAGAAAUUGCUGGAGGGGCUGGAUUAUCUAACAGCACCCAACCCACCCGCUGUCCGUGAAGAGCUUUGCACCGCCUCCCAUGACACCAUCACUGUCCACUGGAUCUCAGAUGAUGAGUUCAGCGUCAGCUCAUAUGAGCUCCAGUAUACCAUCUUCACCGGCCAGGCCAACUUUAUCAGUCUCUACAAUUCUAUGGACAGCUGGAUGAUCGUCCCCAACAUCAAGCAGAACCAUUAUACAGUGCAUGGGUUGCAAAGCGGCACGCGCUAUAUCUUCCUCGUCAAGGCAAUCAAUCAGGCUGGCAGCCGCAAUAGUGAGCCUGCAAGGCUCAAGACUAACAGCCAGCCUUUCAAGCUGGACCCUAAAAUGGCUCAUAAGAAGUUGAAGAUCUCCAACGAUGGACUUCAAAUGGAGAAAGAUGAAAGCUCCCUAAAAAAGAGUCACACCCCCGAGAGAUUUAGUGGAACAGGCUGCUAUGGAAUCACGGGGAAUGUGUUCAUUGACAGUGGCUGUCAUUACUGGGAGGUAACUCUAGGAACCUCCACCUGGUACGCCAUUGGCAUUGCCUACAAAUCAGCCCCUAAGAACGAGUGGGUCGGCAAGAACUCCUCCUCCUGGGUUUUCUCCCGCUGCAACAACAGUUUUGUAGUGCGGCAUAACAACAAGGAGAUGCUGCUUGACGUUCACCCCCAAAUGAAGCGCUUGGGCGUCCUCCUGGACUAUGACAAUAAUGUCUUCUCCUUCUACGACCCUGCCAACUCGCUCCAUCUCCAUACGUUUGAGAUUGCUUUCAUCCUGCCUGUCUGCCCUACCUUUACCAUUUGGAACAAAUCGUUAAUGGUGGUCACGGGUCUUCCUGCCCCAGACUUUAUAGACUACCCGGAACAGCAGGAAUGCAACUGCCGGCCUCAAGAGUCCCCCUAUGUAUCAGGAAUGAAAACCUGCCAUUGAGGGCCCAAGAAGACCUGUCUUUUCCAGCUGAAUCUCUGGAGCAAUUGUGCAACUAGACGGGGCAAUGACUUCAUGUGUGUUUGGAGGCAGUCGGCAGCCUGCUAGCCUCUCUCUUACUGAAAGUCCACCACUCAUGGUGCACCCUGUUCAAGGAGUGUGGGUGAUAUUUCAUGGACCAGAUUUU
Messenger RNA from Protobothrops mucrosquamatus (brown spotted pit viper), 1486 nucleotides. Its product is annotated as probable E3 ubiquitin-protein ligase MID2. The annotation marks the transcript as partial. The transcript is spliced from 7 exons. The record is from RefSeq and is a predicted model, not a curated record. NCBI's taxonomy places the organism in Eukaryota, Metazoa, Chordata, Lepidosauria, Squamata, Viperidae. Gene Ontology annotation, molecular function: protein binding.